Messenger RNA from Gavia stellata (red-throated loon), 915 nucleotides. It is a transcript of the gene TNFRSF6B, whose product is annotated as TNF receptor superfamily member 6b. NCBI's taxonomy places the organism in Eukaryota, Metazoa, Chordata, Aves, Gaviiformes, Gaviidae. The record is from RefSeq and is a predicted model, not a curated record. Gene Ontology annotation, molecular function: protein binding. The transcript has 4 exons. Bases 2 to 892 code for a protein of 296 amino acids.
UAUGCUGCUCUGCCACGUGCCGGAUUUAAGGCGUCCAUCCAAGUGGAUGUUUGCCCCUCUCCUCCUUUUCCUGGCUGAGCUCGGCUCCGGCACCCAACCCACUUACCAAUGGAAAGAUGCUGUGACGAACGAGAAGCUGACCUGCCAGCAGUGCCCGCCGGGGACCUUCGUGGCACAGCACUGCACCAGGGACAGACAGACGGUGUGCAAACCCUGCCCGGAUUUGCACUACACGCAGUACUGGAACUACCUGGAGAAGUGCCGGUACUGUAACGUCAUCUGCGAGGAGAAGCAGGUGGAGGUGCAGCAGUGCAAUGCCACCCACAACCGCGUCUGUCAGUGCCAGGAGGGCUACUACUCGGAGAUGGAGUUCUGCAUCCGGCACUCUCAGUGUCCACCAGGCUCCGGUGUAGAGAAACUGGGUACCCCCUUCGAGAACACCCAGUGCCGCCCUUGCCCCCGCGGCUUCUUCUCUUCCUCCAACUCCAGCACCAAGCCGUGCCAGCCGCACCAGGACUGCGAGCAGCAGGGGAAGGUGACCAACGUGCAGGGCAACCAGUACCACGACACCCUCUGCACCUCCUGCAGACCGGGGAGAAGCAACAGCACGCAGGGACCAGGAGACGACGACUGUGAGCAAGCCAUGAUAGACUUCGUGGCAUACCAGAACAUCCCCGCCAGAAAGCUGAAGCGUCUGCAGCAAAUCCUGGAGCGCUCGCCUAGGAAGCAGGCGCUGGGGACCAGGGCAGCCAUCCAGGAGAAGUUCAGGGCUUUCCUCACCCACCUCAAAGAGGGGCACUACGAGGUCACCAAGGAGCUGCUGGACGCGCUGCGAGCUGCCAAGCUCCACUCCAUCGAAGAGAAGGUCCGCAAGCGCUUCCUCCUGUACUGAGAACAUGAACUGAACUUUUUGAG